AAGAAGACGAGUCUGCGCUGCAGCAGCUGUAGAAGAAGAGCACACGCCUCCAUUUUUCGGCAGUUCGUUCAAGCCAUCGACGGUCUGAGCGACAAAUUCUCGCAGUAUCAACUCUCAGCUCGAGGAGCAACCGAGAUAGGAUACUGACUUAUAAGAAUGUGGGAUGGACCAGGUCAAGGACCACGGGGAGGACCACCCUUUCGUGGUGAUCACCGUGGAGAAAUGUUUGGGGGCAGAGAUCGUCCCAUGCCUGACUAUAGAGGUAGAGAUGGGAUGAAUAUAGGUCAUAUGGGCCCAAGACCCCUUGAUCUGCCGCCUAUGGAAAUGAGGAGGAUGGAUGGGCCACCCAUGAGGGGGCGUGAUAUGGACCAACAUGAUAUGCGAGGAAGGGAGCCAAACAGAGAGUUCUUCAGACCUGGAGAAAAGCCUGAUUUCAGUCUUCGGCGGCACUAUGAAAAUUCCAUUAGAGACAAACUUAUGAAUUCUUCAGGUCUCCCUGGGCCCGGCAGGAACUCCGUAGAUAUGGGAGGCAGGGGUAUGCCGCCUCGAGAAACAAACAGGUUUAUGGAUAUGAGGGAGAGGGAACCAUUCCAUUACGAUAUGCCACGGUUUAGCAAUCCCAAUGUUGAUGGAAGAAGAGGGUUCCCCAUGGAUCAAAUGGAGCGAAAGGAUGGAUUUAUAGACAUGCAUGACAGACCACCAAUGGGAGAGGCAGGUCGCUAUGAUAUGGACAUGGCUGCACGUGAUAGGAGAAUGAUGGACACUGACAGGAGAGGAGGGCCGCCUUUCAAUGCAAGGGGUGGCUUUGAUUCUGAUAUGGAUUUCAGAAAUCGUCCUGGACCUUCAGCUGAAUUUAGAGGUAGAGAUCGAUCUCCUUUAAGAUUCGGAAAUAAUGAUGUCCCUCCACAAAACAGAGGAAGACCAGACAUACCUCCAGAUGUCGGUCCUCCUAGGUCAGACUUUAUGGGUCCAGUAGACACUAUCAGAAAGAGAGAAUAUUCUGAGCAGAGUAACAGUCCCCUUAUGGAUUAUCGGAGUGGUGAAGAGAUGACACUUGCAGAAGAAUGGAAGAACCGUCGAAAGGAUGGCAACUCUUUCUUCAACAAAGGUAUGGGUGGUGUACCUGAACCCAGCUUACCUGUAGGUUUUGGCCGAGAUGUGAAUAUUAGGGAUCCACCAGGCUUUAAUGAGCGGGAUAGACCAUCUGUUGACUUUCCACGGAAGGAUCUUGGCUUUUCUCGUGAUCGCUUUCCUCCCAUGGGUCUACCACCAAUUGGAAGCAAAGGCCCACAAGAUCUUCCACUUCCACAAAUAAGUCCCCUUACUGGCCCUCAAGGAAGAGAAAAUGAGGGUAAACAUUGGCUUGGAGAAAGAGACCCAAAGCAUAUUCACAAUAAAUCAAAUUGUGAUGAAAGACCGCCUUUGGAGAAGAAUCAUCCUUUACACGAAAUUCAGGAGCCAACUGAUCGCUUUAAAGAGAUGAAGGAUAUCCCACCAAAUCAAGGACCUGGAAGGGGUAAGCUAGGGCCCGAACAGGACUUCCCAAGCAGCAGCACUAUACAGGCAAGAGAUCAGGACUAUAGGGACAUUGAUUACAGAACAGGCUCUGGAGGGGUUUUUGACUACAAACAUGAAGAACUUCAAGCUCCAGAGAAACUCCUUAAAGAGUCUAAACCAAUCUCACCUUCAAAGUUUAGCGAUUCUGGUUCCAAGGAUCAAGAUUACAGGAGUGCAUCAAUGGAAGACAACGUUUCCAAUACUAUAUCUGUAACUGGUAUUCCUAAGACUGCCACAAUGGAGCAGAUUCUUGGUGCUUUUGCAGCUCGUGAUGGUGUGCCAAUGCAGGGGAUGAAAAUCAAGAAGGUUGUGCCAGGUUACAGCUACGAUACGGCCUAUGUGGAGUUUUUAAACCUCGAGGAUGCAGUCCACUUCAUGGAGUCCAACAAGGGGUCUAUAAAGGUUGGCACUAGAACUACUUCAAUUAAGUAUAUCCAGCCAGAAGAGUGUGAAAGACGUGUUCAUGAAUCAGAUCACAAAGUACCUCAAAUCCAGGAGCCCCAAUUGCCCAUAUCAGAUGAACCUUUGGAAGAGCUGAAGAUGAACCUGAAUGGGUCCAGACCAAAGGAUCCGAUUGAGACCUUUUCUCAUAGUCAGUGGCAGCGUAGCUCUGACCUCACUCCAGAGGCCUGGCAGCAGCAGGUGGACCAGCGGCUUCAACAGCAUGAUACGGAGCAACAGGCAGAGUCUUGGAACAACCGCAACCUUCCUCAUCACCCCUCACAACAGUCUGACUCCGUAUUUAAAGACAGCAAGACCAUGAUAAUAAAAAAUGUGAAGUCCACAACAACAGUUGAGACUAUCCUGAAAGCCUUGGAUCCCUUUGCUUAUUUGGAUGAGAGAAAUGUUCGUCUAGUGAAAGGCAAACCACCUGGAUCAAAGUGCUUCUGCUUUGUUGACAUGGACUCCCAUGAGCAAGUGACACGUCUGGUUGAACUCCUCACUAAACCCAGGCCCCUUUAUAUCGAUGGAGUCAGAGUAUAUGCUGAGGUUGCAAAACCCCUGAAGAACCAAAAUGUCAAAAAAGAUGUUGAGAAAUCAAACACUUCUAUCCUUGGGUUUCCACCUGACGGCAGCAUAAUCGGGCAGCAGCAGUUUCCACAACCUCCACAGUUCUUGCAGCCACCUACUGGUGCUCUUACUGGAAUGCAAGGUGUUGCGAUGUCUAAUGCUGCGCCGCCAUUAGACCCCAGCGGUACCCUGGGAAUUGGCUAUCUUGCACCUCCAACUGUGGAUCCAUCAUACCAGUUGGCUGGAACUCAUGUGACCACAGAGUCUUCUGGGAUGGCAGCUACCACAGACGGAUCACAGGCCUACAUUUAUGGAGCUGAAAUUCCAGACACGUCUAGCUACUUGUAUGAUGCCACGUCAGGCUUCUAUUACGAUCCGGAGACAACGCUAUACUACGAUCCGAACUCCAGGUAUUUCUAUAAUGCUCAAGCCCAGGAGUACUUGUACUGGGAUGCUGUGUCAAAGACCUAUGUCCCAGUCCCAGGAAGUAACUCUGCAGAUAACCAACCUGUUACCAUGACGGCUGAAGACCAGGCCAUUCUUUCAAACCCAGCAGCAGAUGCUCCUCUAGAAAUGAAGAAGCCGUCAGUGUCACUUCAGGCUUCAACGGUUCCAGCACCAGUUUCAGCUGCCAGCUCAGCUCAGGAGCCCGGCUCAGUUUCUGGUGCUGCUCCGGACAAAGAAGGUGACGACUCUGCUAAAAAGGACAAAGAGAAGGAUAAGGAGGAGAAGCCAAGAAGCCUAGCUGCUGUCAAGAUAAUGAAAGAUAUGGAGCGCUGGGCGAAGAUCCAGAAUCGUCAAAAGGAAACUGUGCGUGCUCCAUCUCCUCUGCUGAAGACCGGAACAGACGACGAUAAGAGGCAGUCUAAAUCGGCCGAUGCUGGUUUCGCUGUAUUUGAAAGGAAGAUUGCAGGUGGAGAUGAUCUUUUUAAGAAGCCCCUUGCUCCUGCUAAGAAAGACGAGAAGUCAAAACGUCCAAUGGGAUCCCUGGGUAUGCUGGCAUCAGACUAUGGAGCCGGAAGCGAUGAAGAGGUGGAGGAAGAAAAGGAGGAUGAGACGGUUAAAACCGCUCAGAGCGGCCAGUCAAAAGAAAAGGACGACAAACUGACUGACUGGAAGAAGAUGGCGUGUCUGUUGUGUAGAAGGCAGUUCCCCAACAAGGAUGCUCUUAUCCGUCACCAACAGCUUUCUGAUCUGCACAAACAAAAUAUGGAGAUCCACCUUAAAAUUAAGAGGUCAAAGAAGGAAUUGGAGGCACUGGAGAACCAGGAAAGACAACUGAGUGCCAAAGAAGCACCCAAAUCACCAGAACAGAAAAGAAGAAAACACCAUCACUCACAACCACAGCAUCAAAACACCUGGGCUGGGAGCUCCAGGGAAAUGAAUAAAGUCAGCGAGAGGCCUGGUUUAGGGGCGGAACCUGUCGCGCCAAGGAAGAAGAAGGAGCCUGUCGUUUGGGACCAUGCCACCUACAAACAAGCAGUACGCAAGGCCAUGUUUGCACGGUUCAAGGAACUUGAGUGAUCUCAUCUGAACACAUCUUCUGUUUGAUAUGUGAAAUGUUAAAAACAUGCCAUGGCAUGAGAGAUCUGUACAAAUGCCUUUGGACAUUAUUACUGUGUAUUAAAUGUGUAUUAUUACACAUUUUUGUACACUGAACACUGACAGAUAAUGAGAUCUUAAAAAUACAUUGCAAGGCUGCAAUGGAGCUUAAAACCCCACACAAAAAACUUUAUGAAUUUUGUAUAUGAAGUGUUAAUACAGUUUAUUUGAAUACUUUUUGCCCUUUUCCCCCCACUUUUUUUGUUUGGUUUUGUUUUUGUGGUCUGUAUGUAUAUUUGUGAAUGUGUCUAGAUUGUCUUUUUCUCUCCCUGCCCUUUUAAAGAAAUGUCACUAUGGCGACGGUUUUGUCUUUAAAAUGAACGAUUUUUUUACACUCUAAUUUGAAUGGUUAAAAUUAUUAUAUAUGUGCAUAUUUUAAGUAAAAAAACAAAAGAAAGAAAUUGA
This is a messenger RNA of Haplochromis burtoni (Burton's mouthbrooder), 4575 nucleotides long. It is a transcript of the gene rbm6, whose product is annotated as RNA-binding protein 6. Gene Ontology annotation, cellular component: nucleus. Gene Ontology annotation, biological process: mRNA splicing, via spliceosome. Bases 157 to 4092 code for a protein of 1311 amino acids. The record is from RefSeq and is a predicted model, not a curated record. Lineage: Eukaryota; Metazoa; Chordata; Actinopteri; Cichliformes; Cichlidae. Gene Ontology annotation, molecular function: RNA binding. The transcript has 23 exons.